Molecule: messenger RNA, 216 nt
Organism: Puccinia graminis f. sp. tritici CRL 75-36-700-3
Lineage: Eukaryota; Fungi; Basidiomycota; Pucciniomycetes; Pucciniales; Pucciniaceae
Exons: 1
Coding region: 1-216 (71 amino acids)
Source: RefSeq, a predicted model, not a curated record
AUGUCGACUAUGGACUUACAAGAGGACCGUUGCUACGCAACUGGUGAUCAGCUAGCGCCUACAUUCAUUUUUGCGUCCCCCAACCAGUACCACACCGGGAUGGCAACGUGGAUCGCCCAGCAGCCCCCGGAGAAGCAGACUCAGAUUGACUUGCUCACGCCCGUGAAAUUCACACCGACUGACCGUCUCAUCUUUGUGCAAAGCAUUAUGGGCUGA